AUGAGGAAAUCGAAUGCUUUGGAGUUCGAUAUAGAGGCCGGAUAUGAGGAGUCGUUUCAGAGACCGUCGAACGCGGAGGCGGUUCAGCAAGACGAGGAAGAUCUUGUAUGGGAAGCGCUUGCUCGGUUACCGUCGGUGAAACAAGGUCGUUUCGCGAUUUUGAGGAGGACUCCAUCGGAGAUUGAACAAUAUGAUGUCGGAGGAGAAACAAGUGCUAGUACGGAGACUAUUGAUGUGACGAAGCUUGAUCGAGCUAGAAGAGAACUGGUUGUGAAGAAAGCUUUGGCUACAAAUGAUCAAGAUAAUUAUAAGCUUCUCUCCGCCAUUAAAGAUCGCCUUGAUAGAGUUGGAUUGGAGGUGCCAAAGGUUGAAGUAAGGUUCCAGAACAUAAACAUUGAAGCCAAAGUUCAAAUUGGCUCAAGGGCUUUACCUACUUUAAUCAACGUUGCUCGUGACUUCUUCGAGAAUAUCUUAAUAGGUUUGAAGUUUUCACGUCCAAAUAAAACCAGUUUACAUAUCUUGAAAGAAAUCAGCGGCGUUGUUAGACCAGGAAGGAUGACGUUGCUUUUAGGACCUCCAGGAUCGGGAAAAUCCACCUUGCUUUUAGCGCUUGCUGGGAAACUUGACGAUAAAGCAUUGAAGAUAAGUGGUGAUAUUACGUACAACGGCACAAAACUUGAUGAGUUUUAUGUUAGGACUUCAGCAUAUAUUAGCCAAACAGAUAAUCACAUACCAGAGCUUACUGUUCGAGAAACAUUAGAUUUUGCAGCCAGGUGUCAAGGUGCAUGUGAGGGCAUGGCAGGGUAUAUGAAAGAUUUAACCAAACUAGAAAAGGAAAAGAACAUACGUCCAGCCCCAGAGAUUGAUGCUUUCAUGAAGGCAUCAUCUGUUAGGGGUAAAAAACAUAACAUUGCAACAGAUUAUGUCUUAAAAGUGCUUGGUCUUGACGUAUGUUCGGACACUGUAGUCGGAAAUGAUAUGCUCAGGGGUGUCUCCGGUGGCCAAAGGAAAAGAGUUACUACAGGAGAGAUGAUUGUUGGGCCAAGAAAAACUCUUUUUAUGGAUGAAAUAUCCACUGGACUUGAUAGCUCUACAACGUUUCAAAUAGUAAAAUGUGUCCGAAAUUUUGUUCAUCUAAUGGAAGCAACUGUACUCAUGAGUUUGCUACAGCCUGCACCGGAGACGUUUGACCUAUUUGAUGACCUAAUUCUGUUAUCUGAAGGAUAUAUGGUGUAUCAGGGACCUCGAGAAGAUGUUUUGGAAUUUUUCGAGUCAUUAGGAUUCAAAAUACCAUCGCGUAAGGGUGUUGCGGAUUUUCUCCAAGAGGUGACCUCUAAGAAAGAUCAAGCUCAAUACUGGGCUGAUCCCUCGAAGCCAUAUGUAUUCAUUACUGUUUCAGAAAUGGCCACUGCAUUUAAAAAUUCCAGAUUUGGGAAGUCUAUGGAAACGACACUUGGCGUUCCAUAUGAUAAAUCCCGGAGCCAUCCUUCAUCACUGUCGAAAACAAAAAAUGCUGCAUCAAGAUGGGAACUUCUAAAUUCCUGCUUUGCACGAGAAAUACUUCUAAUCACCAGGCAUAGUUUCCUUUACGUUUUCAGGACACUCCAGGUUGCAUUUGUUGCAUUCAUCACGGGCACAAUCUUUUUACGAACAAGAAUACAUCCGAGAGACGAGAUUAAUGGCAACCUCUACAUCUCUGCCCUUUUCUUUGGAGUGGUGCAUAUGAUGUUUAAUGGUUUUACUGAGCUGCCCCUUAUGAUAUAUCGACUCCCGGUAUUUUACAAGCAUCGAGAUAAUCUGUUUCACCCUCCGUGGAUAUGGUCAGUUGUCAGUUUUAUUCUACGUGUACCUUACUCUGUCGUUGAAGCUAUAGUAUGGUCUUGUGUUGUAUAUUACACAAUUGGUUUUGCCCCUUCCCCUGGGAGAUUUUUUCGUUUCAUGUUUGUAAAAUUUGUAGUACACCAAAUGGCAAUUGGUCUAUUCCGAAUGCUGGCUGCUAUUGCUCGAGAUAUAGUCAUUGCAAAUACCUUUGGGUCAGCUGCAAUUUUAAUUGUACUUUUAUUGGGUGGAUUUCUUGUACCUAAAGACGAAAUUAAGCCAUGGUGGUCUUGGGCUUCUUGGCUGUCACCAUUGCAGUAUGCACAAAGAGCAGUUUCGGUUAAUGAAUUCACAGCCACAAGGUGGAAAAAGUUAUCUAUUACCGGAAAUGGCACAGUUGGAGACAAUGUCCUUCAUGCACAUGGUCUACCCACUGACGAAUAUUGGUAUUGGCUUGGAGUUGGCGUGUUAGUAUUUUAUGCGGUGCUAUUCAACGUCGUUGUCACAUUGGCUCUGAUCUAUCUGAAUCCUUUAAAUAAAGCCCCGACGGUUGUACCUGAUGAGACAGAACAAGGUUCGGCCACAAACAAUGUUGGAAACGAAAAGGCGAUAUCGGAAGCUCCAUCUGCUGAAAGCAGCUGCAAGAAGGGAAUGAUUCUUCCAUUUCAACCAUUAGCAAUGACUUUUCAAAAUGUUAAUUACUUUGUUGAUAUGCCUAAGGUAUUGAAAGCACAAGGAAUACCUGAAACGAGAUUGCAGCUCCUCUCAAAUGUUAGCGGAGUAUUUAGUCCAGGAGUUCUUACGGCCUUAGUCGGGUCGAGUGGAGCGGGAAAGACUACAUUGUUGGACGUGCUUUCUGGAAGGAAAACUGGUGGAUACAUUGAAGGGGAUAUUAAGAUAUCAGGGUACCAAAAGGAACAGAAAACAUUUGCUAGAAUUUCAGGAUAUGUUGAGCAAAAUGAUAUACAUUCUCCCCAAGUGACGGUCGAGGAGUCUCUCUGGUUUUCCUCCAGUCUUCGGCUUCCGAAAGAAAUGAGCAAAGCUCAAAGAUCUGAGUUUGUUGAAGAAGUGAUGCGUUUGGUAGAGCUUGAUAGACUGAGGAAUGCUAUAGUUGGUUUACCAGGUAGCAGUGGGUUAUCGACGGAACAAAGAAAACGUUUAACCAUUGCGGUGGAGCUCGUCGCAAAUCCUUCCAUUAUUUUCAUGGAUGAGCCUACAUCUGGACUUGAUGCACGGGCGGCAGCGAUUGUGAUGAGAACUAUUCGUAAUACAGUCGAUACCGGAAGAACUGUGGUGUGCACCAUUCAUCAACCCAGUAUUGACAUCUUUGAAGCAUUUGAUGAGCUGCUGCUUUUGAAACGAGGAGGUCGGAUUAUAUACGGUGGAAAACUCGGAGUGAACUCAGAGAUUCUGAAAGACUAUUUCCAGGGCAUUGAUGGAGUCCCUUCGAAUCCGGACGGAUACAACCCGGCGACGUGGAUGCUCGAGGUUACUAACCCUGCAGUAGAGCAGCGACUUGGAUUAGACUUUGCUGAUCUAUACAAAAAUUCUGCACAAUAUAGGGAAGUGGAAGAUUACAUUACACGUUUGAGUGUUCCACCUCCAGGGUCCAAACCAUUAAAGUUUCCUUCCACAUAUUCGCAAGGCCAACUGUCUCAGUUUCUUAUCUGCUUGAAGAAGCAAAAUAUUGUGUAUUGGAGAAGCCCACGUUACAACUUGGUGAGACUAGUUUUUACGACAGUUUGCGCACUAAUAUUCGGAUCUGUUUUCUGGGAUGUCGGAAACAAAAGGGAUACAAUUAAAGGUGUGUUUAUGAUAAUGGGUGCCCUUUAUUCGGCAUGCUUAUUUCUUGGGGUCAAUAACUCUUCCUCAGUACAACCAAUUGUAUCCAUUGAAAGAACAGUAUUCUAUAGAGAGAGAGCAGCAAGAAUGUAUGCUCCCAUGUCUUAUGCAGCGGCACAGGGUCUUGUUGAGCUUCCAUACAUUGUUGCUCAGACAAUUUUGUUUGGGAUCGUCACAUAUUUCAUGAUUAAUUUUGAAAGGACAGCUAGAAAAUUUUUCCUGUAUCUUGUCUUCAUGUUCCUUACCUUCACCUAUUUCACCUUUUAUGGUUUGAUGGCUGUGGGUCUUACACCUUCUCAGCAAACAGCAGCCGUCGUCUCUUCUGCCUUCUACUCUUUAUGGAAUCUCCUCUCCGGUUUUCUCAUCCCACAGCCGAGGAUACCAGGAUGGUGGAUGUGGUUCUACUACAUUUGCCCUAUUGCAUGGACUCUAAAGGGGAUUAUAAGCUCACAGCUGGGUGAUGUAGAGACCAUGAUUGUUGAACCAACAUUUAAAGGAACCGUGAAGGAGUACAUAUUGACAGUAUUCGGCAUUCAUACCGGGAUGAUCGGACCUUCGUUGGUUGUACUGAUAGGCUUUUGCUUCUUGUUUUUCGGUGUCUUCACUUUGUCAGUAAAACAUCUCAACUUCCAGAGAAGAUAAAAAAAGCCAUGAAUCCAA
Messenger RNA from Hibiscus syriacus, 4320 nucleotides. RefSeq names its product ABC transporter G family member 31-like. The transcript has 24 exons. The record is from RefSeq and is a predicted model, not a curated record. Bases 1 to 4302 code for a protein of 1433 amino acids. Lineage: Eukaryota; Viridiplantae; Streptophyta; Magnoliopsida; Malvales; Malvaceae. Gene Ontology annotation, molecular function: ABC-type transporter activity; ATP hydrolysis activity; ATP binding. Gene Ontology annotation, cellular component: membrane.